Molecule: messenger RNA, 2086 nt
Organism: Numida meleagris (helmeted guineafowl)
Lineage: Eukaryota; Metazoa; Chordata; Aves; Galliformes; Numididae
Gene: CLDN25
Product: claudin 25
Exons: 1
Coding region: 921-1613 (230 amino acids)
Biological process (GO): bicellular tight junction assembly; cell adhesion
Cellular component (GO): plasma membrane; bicellular tight junction
Molecular function (GO): structural molecule activity
Source: RefSeq, a predicted model, not a curated record
AGGUAUAAAGUCCGGCCCCGUUGCAACACGGAAACUUUCCAGGAUCUCUGUCUCCUGGAGCAGGGACCCAGCACACAGAGCAGCCUCUGGGCCCCUGCUCCUCCAUGGGAGCCCCAGGGAAAGCUCUCAGCACCUCUCACGGUGUUUAUUUAAGGGCUGAAGGAGGGUUGGCGCCUUAAAUCCCCCUGGGAAGAGUCCAGGCACCACGCGCUCUCCCCGCAGCCCCUCUCCCCUCCCCUGCCAAACCUGCAGCUGUUCUUGCCAACUCUCUCCUCGGGGUUCCUGAGGCUCAGGGGAUUUGCGUGCUUCUUGCUUAACCCUCCUGGGUAUGGCACGGAGAGGCAGCAGCCGCUGCAGCCCGCGGGAUGGGUUUGCCUUGAAGCAGCGCUGCCCACGCACGGGGACAAAACCUUAAAUCCUUUGUUUCUUGGAGAUGUCCUCUCCCAGGAGCCAGCUCAGAGCAUCCCCUGGUUUGCAGGAAGGGGGUGGUUGGUAACGCACACAGAGCGGGGCCGUGCCAAAGCGCUGCACUCAGUGGAGCAGUGGGGGGAGAGGGAGCACAACGUGGGGCCAGCGAUGGCUUUCAGAGCAGCUUUGCUCUCCGUUGCACCCAGUUUUUCCUGCCUAGCCAGCGGUGCCUUCUUCUAUCGCAGCAAAACCAACAAGACACGAAAAUGAUCGAGGCCACACCCAGGAAUUAGAGGUGCAAGCCUGAAUUUCCCCCCGUGCGACUCCUCUGAAGGGCAGAAACAAACAGCAGCGCUCUGACCGUGACCGCCAACUGAAACGGCGCGUUCAUGGAAACCCACACCAUAAAUACACAGCUCCAAAAGCGUUAAUGCCAAAAGCCUUCAGCUCACCUCAGCUUAUCUCAGCCCCGGCAGCGGAGCCGGCGCACAGCUUGCAGGCGUGGCGUGAGCAUGGCGUGGAGCUGCAACGCGAGGGUCCAAGCGGGCGCGAUGCUGCUGGCGCUCUUCGGGUGGGUCUCGUCCUGCGUCACCACCUUCGUGCCCCUCUGGAAGAACUUCAACCUGGACUUGAACGAGCUGGAGAUCUGGACCAUGGGGCUGUGGCAGGUGUGCAUCAUGCAGGAGGAGGGGGCCACGGAGUGCAAAGCCCACGACUCCUUCCUCGCCCUGCCGCUGGAGCUGCGCGUGUCCCGCGUGCUGAUGUGCCUCUCCAACGGGCUGGGGCUCCUGGCGCUCCUGUUUGCCAGCGUGGGCUUGGACUGCUGGAAGACGUGCGAAGGAAAACCCGAUGCCAAGAAGCAGCUGCUGCUCGCUGGAGGAGCGGCGUUCGGCGCGGCGGGCAUCACCACUCUGGUGCCCGUCUCCUGGGUCGCCUACACCACAGUCGUCGAGUUCUGGGAUGAAGCCGUUCCCGACAUCGUCCCGCGGUGGGAGUUCGGCGAGGCCAUGUUCCUGGGGUGGUUCGCUGGCUCCUUCCUUGCAGCAGGUGGGUUGCUUCUUAUCUACACCACCUGCCUGAGCUGGACUGGGGCGCCCGCUGCGCCUCCGGCCGCCCGGCCACUGCAGCCAGCGACACACGGCCCGGCCACGGUGUCACCGUGGAGCCACCACUCACACCCCAAAAACGCCGACCUGGUAAUCUGAGGCUGCGGAUUCCGGCUGUUCAGAUUUCAGAGACGGUUCUUACACGUUACGGGAUGAUUUGCUAAUUCCUAAGACUGUUCGUUGCAGCUUCCAUCUGUGUCUGUCUGCUUCACUUUUUGGGUUUUUUUCCCCUUUUUCCAAGCGACACUCGCAAACCAAGCCCAGUGUUGUAAGCCAAGAAGGCAAACACAGAGCAGUAAAGAGCACUUCGUAUUUCUGGCUACAUUUACAGUAUACUCACUGAUUACACUGUGCUGGCAUUCCCUGGGAAUCCCCAGUGUUGGGAAUGUAACUGCUGUAAGGCCUCUGUCCAUGCUGAAAAGCUCAUUCCUUGAAUGUCGGUCUCACUUUGAUGUAUUCUAAAUAAAUUAUUUCAGCCAUCAGCAGUACGUUUCUGUGCCCUGAGAGCAGAACAUCCAACACGGGAUGAGCGCGUGGUGAUGGGUGCGGGCUUUAGGGAACAAGGCCACUGC